Messenger RNA from Rotaria sp. Silwood2, 564 nucleotides. NCBI's taxonomy places the organism in Eukaryota, Metazoa, Rotifera, Eurotatoria, Philodinida, Philodinidae. The record is from the annotation of a GenBank genome assembly.
AUGGUUGAUCUCGAAUUUGGAUUGUCAGUAUACAAUGAACAACCAUUAAUCCAUUUUGUAUUAGGAUGCACAGAUCGCAUAUGGAAAAGAAAAGGUAUACAUCGUUUAAUUCAUGCGAAUUUUGUUCAAGAAAUUCAACAAUAUCAACAGGAGAAUUUAACAAAAUUUUUAAUUUGGCAUGCAACAUUAACACCAUUUGUUACACGUUUUGUAGCAGAUUUCUACAUGGAUGUGCAACCAGUGGAUGACAAACAUGGUGGUUAUGAUCCGCGCUAUGUUCCUGUAAUAGAACAAAUUCAGAAAAAAAUGAACUGGCAAUUGGAUGAUAGACGAAAUAUGAAUAAAAAUAAACAUCCAUUCGUACUAUACGGUAUUUCAAAAAAUGUAUUUUAUACUGAUGAAGAAUUAGAACGUAUUCAACAAUUUAAAUCGAAUUCAAAAGAUCGUUACAAUUUAUUUGAUCGUUUUCAACUUGAUAUACGAAACGGGGACCGAAUUCUCUAUUUAUCAAGAGUUACAGAUAAAAAAAUAGAAUUUAUACCAAAUUUAGAUAAAAAUAUAUGA